ACAUUGAAACAGAAAAUGAAACGCACGUAGGUACUCGGAUGUUUUGGGGGAAAUCCGUCUGGUACAACACGGUAACAUGCAAAGAGGCAUGAUUUCAACCAACAGAGGGAAAAUGUCUGAGUUUUUGACCAUCUGUAAGUUGUCUAUCAUCGCGUUUACAUUGUUUUUUGGUGUUUCUGGUUCUGGUUGUCCAGUUCUGGAGUGUUGGUUUGUACAGGAGAAGCCGGGUCACAGAGGGGGUUUCACGGUACCAAUGGAUCAAGAGAAAUCUCUAAUGUUCAUCACAACUGAAGCCUACAAUGAAAAAACAUUAUCUGAACUUCAUCCUCCAGCAGAUAUCAGCCCGUCCAGAAUUUACCAUGUCACUGAUCCAGCCGGCACGUUUUGUAGUUCAGCCCUGAACCCACCCAAAGGUUCUGUGAAUAAACCCAAGUGUGAGAUAAACCCCUUCAUGCCUCACGCCUCAAUGGUCAGAUGGGCAGCUGCUUUGACUGACUCCGCCCAAAGUCCUGUCUACCUGCAAGCUGAUUGGUUCUCAGUGGCAGCACAGGGACUUGAUGAGCAGCUGACUUUGUCCAAUAUUAUGCGAGCGCCUUCAACUUCUAAAGAGCCAAAAGUGAUUCUCAGUGUGUCCAGUAAAACUCCAGUGGUCCGCUCUAGACUGGGGGAGCAGGUUCUUUUGGACUGUGGGUUCUGGGUUGACCCAUCAUCUCCACUUCACGGCUCUGGUUUCUCUAUCGAGUGGCGCUAUCAGUUCCGGGGUGAAGGACGUCUGGUCAUUGCUUAUGAUGGCAAGAACGAUUGGUUUGCUGAGACAUCAGAGACAGGAGCUGAUAUUGACGUCACAGCUCUCUAUGAGUCUGGAAAUGCAUCUCUGGUUUUAGAGGAGGCUCAAGUGAGACACUCUGGUACUUAUAUCUGCACUGUUUAUCUUCCUCACCUGCUGGCACAGGUAGCUGUGGACCUGGAGAUCGUUGAGCCUCCAUCUCUCUCCAUCUACCCUUCUCCUCUUCCUCUGCUUGUACCUGGUCAGGUGGUGGUGGCUCAGUGUGAGGCGUCUGGUUUUGCUCCUCACACUCUGGAGCUGGGCUGGGAGUUCACUGGGGCUGAUGGGAAGUCACGGUCUCUGGGUCAGGGGAGUGUGACGGGUCACAGACAGGCAUCUGAUGGCACAUUCAGUCAGAGCACCCGUCUGGAGCUGGACUCAGGGAAGCUGAAGCUCGGCCGUGGUGGUGAGGUCACCUGUGUAGCCAAACAUGAGGGAGAAGCGAGGAGAGCUAGUGCAACACUCAAUGUGAUUGGUGUUAGUGCCCCCUCUAUUGAAGACUCUAUGGCGAUGGUCGCUGUUGCUCUUGUGCUUUAUGGAGUCAUAAAGGUUCUUUACUGGACAAUUAGUUCUGCUGACUCCAGUGACACUGAUUUAAAGGAUAAGAAGGAGAAAUAAACCUGGACGUGGAAGUGGUAUUUUCUGUACUGUCACUGCAGAGCUUCUGUUUUUCAACAUUCUUCCUAAAAGCUGAAUAGUCUGCUAUAAAACUGAAAAGAAAAAUGCUGUAAAUAAUUCCCAGAAUAGUUGUAUGUAUUGUAUUUCCAUAUUGGCUUAACAUUUUUAUUGUAGCUAUGGAUAAAAAUGGAUAAAAAUGCUAUAUUUAAGUUGCUUAUCAAAAUUCUAAAAAUGCAAAACCUUUUUGUUAGGUGUAGUUUAACUACUUUAUAAUUAGCUAUAUAAAAACAAAAGAAGUGUAUGUUUGUCUAUGUUUGGGAUGCAUUUUACAUUCAAAUAUUGUCAUAAAUGCUGGAAAUAAAAACAAUUACAACAUUUAUUUCGUGUC
Molecule: messenger RNA, 1832 nt
Organism: Triplophysa rosa
Lineage: Eukaryota; Metazoa; Chordata; Actinopteri; Cypriniformes; Nemacheilidae
Gene: tapbp.1
Product: TAP binding protein (tapasin), tandem duplicate 1
Exons: 8
Coding region: 77-1444 (455 amino acids)
Biological process (GO): antigen processing and presentation of endogenous peptide antigen via MHC class I
Cellular component (GO): membrane
Source: RefSeq, a predicted model, not a curated record